AUGGCGCGACGAGCAAGGAGGGCUCGUCUCCUAGCCUCACUAGUAGAAGCUUUCUAUAUCAUCCUCGCAGUUUCCCCGGUAGCAAGUGACAUGACAGACAACCUUGACCUACUAUGGGGCAACACACAGGUAGAGUACGAUAGCAGCGGCCGCCAAACCGUUUCCCUGUCCCUCGACCGCUGGACGACCUCUGCAUUCCGCUCCAAGAGCAUGCACCUCUUCGGGAGGUUCGACAUGGACAUCAAGCUCGUCCCCAGAGACUCGGCCGGCACCAUCACCACGCUCUAUAUGCUGACAGAGGGGCCAUGGGAAGAACACGAUGAGGUCGACCUCGAAUUCCUGGGCAACAGCUCCGGCGAGCCAUACACCUUGCACACAAACAUUUACGCCAGGGGAAGAGGCGGCCGGGAGAAGCAGUACCGGCUUUGGUUUGAUCCCACUCAAGAUUUCCACACCUACUCCAUCCUCUGGAACCCAAAGGAGAUACUGAUACUUGUCGAUGGCACGCCGGUCCGGCAGAUGAAGAACCAACAAAGAAAAGAUAUCCCUUUCCCGCUGUACCAGCCAAUGAGGCUUUUAACUCGGGAAGUUCAGAUGACAGACUCGUUAAUAUACCCUUGCAUGUGCGUGUGGUUUUCCAUAGUGAUCCUGAUUCCUGAAGUGAUAAGACAAGAUGUGGUUAUGGGAGAAGCUUUUGUCGUCUAA
Messenger RNA from Triticum aestivum (bread wheat), 705 nucleotides. RefSeq names its product xyloglucan endotransglucosylase/hydrolase 2-like. The coding region runs from base 1 to 705 and encodes 234 amino acids. The record is from RefSeq and is a predicted model, not a curated record. Gene Ontology annotation, biological process: carbohydrate metabolic process. Gene Ontology annotation, molecular function: hydrolase activity, hydrolyzing O-glycosyl compounds. NCBI's taxonomy places the organism in Eukaryota, Viridiplantae, Streptophyta, Magnoliopsida, Poales, Poaceae. The transcript has 4 exons.